AUGUUCCAUGAAGCCUUUGAGCGCUUUAAUAUGAUGAUCAAAAAUUGUCCACAUCAUGGAAUUGAGCUUUGGGAAUUGAUGAAUGCUUUCCAUGAAGGUUUGUGUGCCGAAGAUGCACGAGAUUUGAUGUCCAUCACAAAUGGAACUUUCGGCACAAACUAUGAAUAUGAGGAUUGGGAAUUUUUGGAGCAAAUGGCAAUCACCUCAAAGAGGAAGGCGCAAGCAUCAAGGAGAGCACGACCGGCCGUUACUCGAACACAAGUGCACGCGGUUGAUGACGAUUUUAUAGAUGGCUAUGACCCGAAGGUGUUCGAAGAAGAAAUUUUGGGCUCUUGUGUUUGUGAUAUGUCUUUGCAGGUUCAUACAUGCGAGCUAGAGGUUGAAGAGAAGGAGCAAGAAGCUCUCGCGGUGAAAGAAGGAAGUCCACCAUGGACUUAUCAAACGGAUACAUUACCGGUGGAAAUUGAUUCGGGCACAAAGCCUUCUUUGGAAAGUCCACCAAGUGUAGAGUUGAAGGAGCUACCAAAGCACCUAAAGUAUGCAUUCUUGGGGGAGAAUGAUACCUUACCGGUAAUCAUUGCUUCCAACUUAGAGGUAGCUCAAGAGGAAGAAUUGAUGCGGGUGUUGAAGGCUCAUAAGGCGGCGAUUGGGUGGACGAUAGCCGAUUUAAAAGGUAUUAGUCCAUCCAUUGUGAUGCACAAGAUUAUUACAAGCGAGGAUGCAAAGCCGACCCGUGAAACACAAAGAAGGUUAAAUCCGAAUUUGAGAGAAGUGGUGAAGAAAGAAGUCAUCAAGUGGUUGGAUGCGGGGAUCAUUUACCCCAUUUCGGAUAGUGCAUGGGUAAGUCCGACACAGGUAGUGCCUAAAAAAUCCGGCAUCCAAGUAGUGAAAGAUGAACAAGGUGAGCAAAUCGCCACCCGCCCGGUAACCGGGUGGCGAGUGUGUAUUGAUUAUCGCAAAUUAAACGCGGCUACCUCAAAAGACCAUUUCCCGUUACCCUUCAUUGACCAAAUAAUUGAAAAACUUUCCGGUCAAAAAUAUUAUUGCUUUUUGGAUGGGUAUUCGGGAUAUAACCAAAUUGCUAUUCACCCGGACGACCAACACAAAACCACGUUUACAUGUCCAUAUGGUACAUUUGCUUUUCGGCGAAUGCCAUUUGGACUAUGUAACGCCCCCGCCACAUUCCAAAGAUGUAUGAUGAGUAUAUUUUCGGAUAUGGUCGGGGAGUCUCUUGAAGUAUUUAUGGACGAUUUUUCCAUUUUUGGUCCAAGUUUUGACUCUUGUCUUAAUGAAUUAGAAAAAGUUUUAAAAAGGUGUGUAGACAAAGCAAAGAUUCGGGUAAUUUCAUCUUUACCCCCACCAAAGAAUGUAAAGGGGGUGAGAUCUUUUUUGGGACAUGCGGGGUUUUACCGAAGGUUUAUUAAAGGCUUUAGUGUGAUCACAAAACCUUUAUGUAACUUAUUAUUAAAAGAUGUUCCCUUUGAUUUUACUGAUGAAUGUUUGCAAGCGUUUCAUGUUUUGAAGGAACAGUUGGUGAAGGCUCCCAUUUUGCAACCACCGGAUUGGUCAAAGCCGUUCGAGAUUAUGUGUGAUGCUAGUGAUACAACUAUUGGAGCGGUUUUGGGGCAAAGGGUAGAUAAAAAGCCGGUGGUGAUAUACUAUGCAAGCAAAACAUUGUCCGAGGCGCAACUUAAUUACACCACAACCGAGAAAGAAUUAUUAGCGGUGGUAUAUGCCUUGGACAAGUUUCGAUCUUAUAUUUGGGGAAGCAAGGUGAUAGUGUAUUCGGAUCAUAGCGCGGUCCGAUAUUUGAUGGAAAAGAAGGAUGCAAAACCCCGGUUGAUUCGUUGGGUGCUUCUACUACAAGAAUUCGAUCUUGAGAUUCGGGACAAAAAAGGGUGUGAAAAUGUUGUUGCGGAUCAUUUGUCCCGAAUCCCGUUGGAAGGUGUCGAUGACCCAAGUCAAAUAAAUGAACGGUUCCCCGAUGAAGACUUGUUGGCCGUCUCCACUUAUGUUGCACCUUGGUAUGCCCAUUAUGUCAAUUAUUUGGCUAAGGGUGCAAUUCCAAGUCAUUGGACUAGGAAGAGACGACAACAAUUUCUUAGUCAAGUGAAGCAAUACAUAUGGGACGAACCCGACUUGUUCAAAAUUGGAGCCGAUCAAGUGAUACGAAGAUGUGUUCCCGAAACGGAAUAUGCCCGGAAUUGCAUCAAUUGUCAAAGAAUGGGAAGUAUUUCGAAACGUGAUGAAAUGCCGUUAAACCCAAUUUUGGUAGUAGAAGUAUUUGAUGUUUGGGGAAUUGACUUCAUGGGUCCUUUCCCAAACUCAAAUGGGUUCUUAUACAUUUUGGUGGCGGUCGAUUACGUGUCGAAAUGGAUUGAAGCUAUUGCCACAAGGACCAAUGAUCACUCCGUUGUUUGUAAGUUUGUGCAAUCUAAUAUUUUUGCUCGUUUUGGUGUGCCUAGGGUGAUAAUAAGUGAUGGCGGGUCACAUUUCAAGAAUUUCAAUUUUGGGAAGUUGCUCAAGAGAUACAAUGUGAACCACCGCGUUGCUACACCAUACCACCCACAAACGAGUGGUCAAGUCGAAGUUUCUAACCGGCAAAUUAAAGAGAUUUUAAUGAAGACGGUGAGAACGGAUCGGAAGGAUUGGUCAAGCAAGCUUGACGAUGCGUUGUGGGCCUAUCGAACGGCUUACAAAACUCCACUUGAUACCACUCCUUAUCGGAUGGUUUAUGGGAAAGGAUGUCACUUGCCUAUGGAGUUGGCACACCGGGCGUAUUGGGCAAUUAAAACAGUGAACGCAAACUAUGAUGAAGCGGGUCGGGCGAGAAAGCUUCAAUUGAAUGAAAUAGAGGAAAUAAGGGACCAAGCUUAUGAAUGUGCAGCCGCAUACAAAGACAAACUUAAAAAAGUUCAUGAUGCGAAGAUUAAGAAAAAGAACUUUGAAGUGGGUCAGAAAGUGUGGUUGUAUAAUUCAAGGUUGAAAUUGUUUGCGGGGAAACUGAAAAGCAAGUGGAUGGGUCCUUACGUUGUCCGAAGAGUGGGAAGGUUCGGAGAUGUUGAUAUUCAAGACGAACGAACAAACAAGCAACAAACGGUUAACGGGCAUCGCCUCAAACCGUACUUGGAAGGGAAUGAUAUCAACAACCUUGAACUAGAUAAAGUGGGCUACAUUUUACGCCCAGUGGAUGAUGAGGAAACGUGA
Molecule: messenger RNA, 3207 nt
Organism: Helianthus annuus (common sunflower)
Lineage: Eukaryota; Viridiplantae; Streptophyta; Magnoliopsida; Asterales; Asteraceae
Exons: 4
Coding region: 1-3207 (1068 amino acids)
Biological process (GO): DNA integration
Molecular function (GO): nucleic acid binding
Source: RefSeq, a predicted model, not a curated record